Saccharomycodes ludwigii is the source of this 468-nucleotide messenger RNA. It is a transcript of the gene DAP1, whose product is annotated as Dap1p. NCBI's taxonomy places the organism in Eukaryota, Fungi, Ascomycota, Saccharomycetes, Saccharomycodales, Saccharomycodaceae. Gene Ontology annotation, cellular component: endomembrane system; membrane. The transcript has a single exon. Bases 1 to 468 code for a protein of 155 amino acids. The record is from RefSeq and is a predicted model, not a curated record.
AUGUCUUUUUUAUAUAAUAUGAUUUUUGGCAAAGUUAAGGAAUCAGAAGAUCCAACAGGUAUAACUAACAACGCGUCCACAAAUAACAAAGAUGCAAGUUCAACCAGUGAACCAGUUGUAGAACAAAAAUUUACUUUACGUACCUUGAAUAAAUAUAAUGGACAUGACGAUCCAAGAAUUUUUAUUGCAGUUAAUGGAAAUGUUUAUGACUGUACUCCUGGUAGACAAUUCUAUGGACCAAGUGGCCCAUAUAAUAAUUUUGCAGGAUCUGAUGCCUCAAGAGGUUUAGCGCUUAAUAGUUUUGACAGUGAAAAUAUUAGAGAAUGGGAUCAGCCAAUUGAUGACUUAAGUGAUUUAUCACCCGCACAAAGGAAAUCUUUGGAAGAUUGGGAGGCUCAUUUUGCCAAAAAGUAUACACGUAUAGGUGAACUAAUUUCAGCUUCACCAGCUUAUUCAGAUGAUGAAUAA